Molecule: messenger RNA, 1209 nt
Organism: Paramecium sonneborni
Lineage: Eukaryota; Ciliophora; Oligohymenophorea; Peniculida; Parameciidae
Source: the annotation of a GenBank genome assembly
AUGAAAGGAAAAAAAUUUAUUUUAUUCUUUGGGAUUAUUUUUUACCUAAUAUAUGGUAAAAUAAUUCAUUCUUUAAUGGUUGGAGAAAUAAGAAAUUAUGAAAUUAUUGAGGAUAAAAUUAUUAUAAUAACUGGAGCAUCAUCUGGAAUAGGAUUAGAAGCUGCUAAAGAAUUAGCAAAUUUAAGAGCUACUGUAAUAUUUGCUUGUAGGGAUAAAGAUGGAACUGAAAAAAUAAUUGAAGAAUUAAUUAAACAAACAAAAAACAAUAAAUUAUACUUUAUUGAAUUAGACUUAGAGAAAUCUGAAAGUAUAUUAUCUUUUAUUGAAUAAUUUAAAAAGUAGUUUAAAUAUCUUGAUAUUCUUAUUAAUAAUGCAGGAAUUGCAGAUUAUGAUAUAGAAUAUGUAAAUGGCAUUGAAAAAAUAGUAAAAGUUAAUUAGAUAGGUUGGGUUUUAUUAACAGAUUAACUCAUAGAUUUAUUUAAUGAGAAAGGAAGAAUAAUUAAUAUUGUUAGUCAUAUGUAUACUUGGAUUAAAGAUAAAGUUGAUAUAAUUAAAGCAUUUAAAGGAGAUCUAGAUUAUCGAUAUGCUAUAAGUUAAUAUUUCAAAGUAUCUUCAUCUUUAUUUUUAUAAUAAUUUCUCAAAGAAUAAAACAAAAAUAUAAAAGUAUUACUUUUGGCUCCUGGAGCUGUAAAAACAGAAAUUUUUGAAAAAAGUCUUAAAAAUUAAUUCAUUUUGAGAUUUUUAGUUUAAAUAAUGAAAUUUAUUAUGUCUCCAUUUCUACUCACUCCAAAUGAAGCAUGUUAAACUUAUUUAUAUGCUGCUCUUAGACCAUAUGAUUAAAUAUAAGAGGAAGAAUUAUAUAAUUUUAAUAAAGCUGCAAAAGUUCAUUAAGAUGUAAUCAAAUUAAAUUAAGGUUAAGAGAUAUAUGAAAUUAGUAUUAAAUUGGGCUUAAAAGAUAUAGAAUAACCAAAUAUAUCAAAUAUAAAAUUAAAUUAUAAUGGGAUUAAAAAUAAUUAAAAAACAUCUUGGCCAGAAUGUGUGGGAAAAUCAAUUUAACAAGCUAUUCAAAUAAUAAAAAAAGACCAACCAAAUUUAAUUAUAUCAGUACUACCUGAAGGUUCAAUUGUAACUAUGGAUUAUAGGAUAGAUAGAGUGAGAAUUUUUCAUAAUUAAAAAGGACAAGUUAUUUAAGUUCCUCAUAUUGGAUGA